Molecule: messenger RNA, 3000 nt
Organism: Branchiostoma belcheri (Belcher's lancelet)
Lineage: Eukaryota; Metazoa; Chordata; Leptocardii; Amphioxiformes; Branchiostomatidae
Product: 5-hydroxytryptamine receptor 4-like
Exons: 5
Coding region: 566-1729 (387 amino acids)
Biological process (GO): regulation of appetite; adenylate cyclase-activating adrenergic receptor signaling pathway; chemical synaptic transmission
Cellular component (GO): plasma membrane
Molecular function (GO): G protein-coupled serotonin receptor activity
Source: RefSeq, a predicted model, not a curated record
CCGACAUACCGUUCUGUCGAUCCGGUGAGUUUGUCUUCCAUACGGCACUAUUAUGUAAGGCUAUGCUAUGAUGGUACGUGGAUUUUACACACGAGUAGAGGUGGGCAGCGCUAUACACCAAGUGAAGAAAGAGAGGCAGCACCAUGAGGAGCGGAUCGGCAGUAAACUACGGAAGUAGAGCGGGAAGUGGGAACGACAAGAGACAAUGUCUAACUCAGGGAGACAAACACAUUCAUCUGUGACAUCUACAGUAAACUCACAUGACGGCCCGCGCGACUUGGAUUAAUAGUUUUGACUGAUGUUGGACUUCUGUGCCGGAUGUUUGUACGUCAUCAAAGGAAGCGCAUCCUCAUUAGACACGCUUUUCCCAGAAUUAUCUGAUACCAGGGGGAAACGGAGCAGGUACUUAAUGAAUUGAAUGAGAAGAGCCAUUCAUACGCUGCUACUUCUCUCCCCACCUGACUAUCAGUCAUAGACAUAGGGGCACCGGAAAGCACGUCUUCGCAGUUCUGUCAGAGUAACACAGACUUGUGACAGUGUAAAGUGGGGGACUCCGAGAAGAAUCAUGACGACAAUCGUCAGUAUGUCGGACUACAACACGACCCAGGCCCUGCUGGUCCCCGAGACGCACGAUGUGCGGACAGUCCAGCCGGGAACAAACGACACGAACGGCAGUUCAGGGUGCACGGAGGCGUACCUCGGCUCGCAGUACUCUCUGGUUAUACAGAUUCUCCUGUCCUGUUUUCUUGCGCUGGUCAUCCUGCUGACCAUCGUGGGGAACAUACUGGUCAUCAGCACCGUGGCUCUGUUCAGGUCACUCCGGUCACUCACCAACUACUUCGUGGUGUCCCUCGCGGUCGCUGACCUGCUGGUCGGGGUGAUCGUGAUGACGCUGGGGACGCAGUACGAGGUGUCGGGUAGAUGGCGUCACGGUGAGAUCUUCUGUCUGGUCUUCACGUCCAUGGACAUCUCCCUCACCACCUGCUCCAUCAUGCACCUGUCCUGCAUCGCGUUCGACCGCUACUACGCCAUUUGUCACCCCUUCAAGUACCCCACCAAGAUGUCCCACCGCAAGAUGGUGCUGAUGAUCGCGCUGUGCUGGAUCGUGCCCGUGAUCAUGGCGUACGUCCCCAUCAUGAACCGGUGGAACACCAUCGGGAUCGAGCCGGUGGUCGAGGACACCAAAUGCGCGCUGGGACCGGACAGCUGCGUCUUCUUGGUCAACAAGGAGUUCUCCCUCAUAGCCUCCACGCUCAGCUUCUAUCUACCUGCUGUCAUGAUGACGCUGGCGUAUUAUCAAGUUUACCGCGCGGCCAGGAGACAGAUGCAACAGAUCAUCAGCCUAGAACGAGCCAUGAACAAUAACGAGAACAUGCGGAGAGAGAAAAAAGCAGCCAAGACACUUGGCAUCAUUAUGGGCUGCUUCCUCGUGUGUUGGACGCCUUUCUUCGUGGCGAACAUAGUAGAACCGCUGUGUGGGUACUGCAUAACAAACUCCUGUGAGCUGUGCUUGAAGUUUUUUUUAUGGCUGGGGUACAUCAACUCCACGCUCAACCCCAUGAUUUAUGCGUUCUUCAACAGAAGUUUCCGGCGGGCCUUUAAGAGAAUCCUGUCUUGCUGGUCGUGCUGUGACGUGGACAACAGAGAUUUCGACCCUGCCGUGUCCACGGCGCUCCAGACAAGAACGAGCAGACGGCACCAAAACGGCGAGGUGGUCAACAACACGUGAUCCUGUCCAACCGGAGUUACACAACCUCUCACUGUCAGGGUCUAAUUGGACCUCCACACCGCGAGAUCUCUCGGCCCUCUGACUGGAGAGAACCAUUCCCAGAACUGCCAAUAGGAGCUUAAGACCUUAUAACUCUGAAGCACAGGAUUGUCACUAUGGAAACCAGUCCCCACGGCUAGUCUCCAACACGGUAAUAGACAGUUCUCAGUUUGCAAUAAGUGGUCCAUGUUAGCACAUAUCCAUAAAUCAACAUGUUUAAUAUGUUCCCAAUGCUCCUGGCCUAGACAUGCUAGAGGUGAUGUUCUUCAAGCCUCUAGGGUCUGACCAAUGGCAAAGCUGCUAGAAGCAUGAUGUAGUCAGACUAGUGAUCCUGUCCUACAUCAGAAUAAGACAACACAAAUGUUCAAGGCUGCAUUGUUUUCCAACCUUGGAAGAACUAUUAGUAUUCGAAAAGUGAACAAGGGCUUCCCCAAGGUGACCAUACCCUAAGCUUCACAGGACGGACUGCGUAUAAAACUAAAAGAGCCCCUCAGGGGUGACGACUGGAUUGCCAACAUAUUACUAUGUAAUGUAUAAUCUCUGACUGGGGUGCAACAGCAAGCAGAUGUAAUAUAUAGGUCAGUGGAAUUCUGUACCCAAAUGUAGCAUUUGCAAAUCCGAAGAAUUUGGAUGUGCGCCAAUAACGUCCAGCGAUACUAGUAAAAACUGCAGGCGAUGUAAUCUCGUGUCACAGUCGUGUGUGACUCAAUGUGCUGUGGUGGCAGCCCCCUAUCGGUACAAUGCUGUGUUGCAACUACUCCAUUGUGUUGUCCUCACGCCACCUACACUAUUGUAGAUAAACCGCACGUUCAAUACAAAGAGCAUAUGUUAAUAAAAGUUUCUAGUUUGCGUAAGAAAUAGUACCAAAGUACCAGGUAUUUUACUUUGUAUUAGUGUCCAAUCACGAUAUUACUCCAGCUUGAGCCGAAAGCGAUUUAUAUGUACCAGAAAUCUUGCCAUGUUUCACUGUAUACAGAUGAAUGUUGACAAUAACAUGUCCAAGUGAAGAAUCAGUUCGUGAGAUCGUAAUUGACUACUGAUAAAUAAAGAACAUACCGUUUAUAUGGCUGGACCAUUGAUUGUACGUGAACUGUGGUGUGUAUGCUGUGUACGUGGCAGCAGACUUUGAUCUUCACGGAAAUGAUGUCUGUAUUUAUUCCACACUCGUGUAUUUGUAAAGAACUGGAUAUAAUGUCCAUCAUGUACACAAUAAUCAUGAAAUAUAAUCAUGG